AUGCCAGGCCGACUCACCUUCCCUGCAUUCUGCAGCUUUCUUCUCCUUUGGACCUUCACCAUCUUCCAUAAAGCCCUGGGUCACUCAGCGCCCCACCCUGGCCCCCACUACCUCCUGCCCCCCAUCCACGAGGUCAUUCACUCUCGUCGUGGGGCCACGGCCACGCUACCCUGCGUCCUGGGUGCCCCGCCUCCCAGCUAUAAGGUGCGCUGGAGCAAGGUGGAGCCCGGGGAGCUUCGGGAAACGCUGAUUCUCAUCACCAACGGGCUCCACGCCCGGGGCUAUGGGCCCUUGGGGGGCCGUGCGAGGAUGCGGAGGGGGCACCGGCUAGACGCCUCCCUUGUCAUUGCGGGCGUGCGCCUGGAGGACGAGGGCCGGUACCGCUGCGAGCUCAUCAACGGCAUCGAAGACGAGAGUGUGGCACUGACUCUGCGCCUGGAGGGUGUGGUGUUUCCGUACCAACCCAGCCGGGGUCGCUACCAGUUCAAUUACUACGAGGCCAAACAGGCGUGCGAGGAGCAGGACGGCCGCCUGGCCACUUACGCACAGCUGUACCAGGCGUGGACCGAGGGUCUGGACUGGUGUAACGCCGGCUGGCUGCUCGACGGCUCCGUGCGCUACCCGGUGCUUACGGCACGUACUCCGUGCGGCGGCCGGGGCCGGCCUGGGAUCCGCAGCUACGGGCCCCGCGACUGGAAGCGCGACCACUACGACGCCUUCUGUUUCUCCUCGGCGCUGGCGGGCCACGUGUUCUUCGUUCCCGGACGGCUGACUCUGUCUGAAGCCCACGCGGCGUGCGGGCGACGCGGUGCAGUAGUGGCCAAGGUUGGGCACCUCUACGCCGCCUGGAAGUUCUCGGGACUGGACCAAUGCGACGGCGGCUGGUUGGCGGAUGGCAGCGUGCGUUUCCCUAUAACUACUCCGCGGCCCCGCUGCGGCGGUCUCCCGGAUCCGGGGGUGCGCAGCUUCGGCUUCCCCAGCCCGCAGCAGGCGGCCUAUGGGACCUACUGCUACACCCAGAAGUAG
Orycteropus afer afer is the source of this 1026-nucleotide messenger RNA. It is a transcript of the gene HAPLN2, whose product is annotated as hyaluronan and proteoglycan link protein 2. Lineage: Eukaryota; Metazoa; Chordata; Mammalia; Tubulidentata; Orycteropodidae. The record is from RefSeq and is a predicted model, not a curated record. Gene Ontology annotation, molecular function: hyaluronic acid binding. The transcript is spliced from 5 exons. Bases 1 to 1026 code for a protein of 341 amino acids. Gene Ontology annotation, biological process: cell adhesion.